AGUUUGGUUUUCUUUCUGUGGGUUUACUAAUUCGUCGCCAAAAUAAAAGAAGAAGAAGAAGAAAUAAAAGAAGAAGAAGGGUUUACUAAUUUCAUGAAUUACAGCUAAAACAAAAAUGUAAUUACCUGAAUUUUAUGAUCGAAGAUUCUGAAUCAUAACGUGAAAUUUUCUUUACAUACCACUACGCAUCAAGUAUUUACCAAGUUUAUCAACAGCUCUAAAGUCCACAAAAAUGGCAGAUCCAAGCCUAAACUCGGAGCCGCUCUUCAUAGAGGUCCCAUUGGUGCCGACUGCGGCUCCGACACUUCAAACUGACAGCCAGUUCACGGUGACGUCACGCUGCCCGCGCCAGAAGGAACCCGAAGAGGUAGUGGUUAAGCAGGAAGCUGGAGAUGAGACGCAGGAAGUUAAAGAUGAUCUCCUGGACGAACUAAUGGCUCUAACAAGACCCAGCAAGAACGAACGUCUGCUCUGCGCCGAGUGCCACUACUCAACGACCACUGCGGAGUUACUUUUACGCCAUGUCAGGAAGAUGCACCGAGGGCUCAACCCGUUCCAAUGCUAUAUGUGUGAUUAUUCAACGUAUAACAAAGUGCUGUUUGAAGAACACAUACGGAUACACAGAGGCAUAAAACCCUUCAAGUGUUCCUACUGCGACUACUGCUCGGCUUCCAAGAAGAACACCAAGAAGCACGAGCUCAUCCACCGGCCCGACAACCCUCUGAAGUGCCCGCGCUGCCCGUUCAUAGCGCGCCACCAGAGGGCUCUGGUGUGCCAUAGGAGGGUGCACCCGAACAGUGAUGCAGAAGAAGACAAAGAUUUCGAUCCCAGUUCGAUGAUCAAGUGCGAGAAUUGCUGUGAAUUUUUCCAGACCACCAAACAAAUGUUGUCCCACAAGCGGUAUAAAAGGCAGUGUCACCAGUGCGACCAAAUGCUGUGUUCCAGGUUGGUCUACAGAAAGCAUAUGCAGGACAAGCAUCAAGUACAGUACAAGCAGAUUGAGAAACCGAAGGCGUUUCAGUGCGAAGUGUGCGAAUUCUCGACCAAUACUAAAGCGAGGAUGCUGUUACAUCUGAUACACCACCCGAACCAGAAUGUGGAUGAGAAUGUACUGGAUAUAUCUAUAUUGAGAAAGUACGGCAUUAUGGUGUGAAGCCAACAGUGUUGUGGCAAGUGGCAAGGCAAGCCAUUAUGGGCUUUAAGUACCCUAUGAAGGGCAUACUAAUAAAAUAUUGGGUGUUGACAGAAAAGACUCGAUUCUACCCGACCCUGCAAUGCUUGCAACAUUGGAUUCUUGUAAAUACACUUAUUUGUAAUUAUAAUAAAGUAUCAAGUUAUCAAC
Molecule: messenger RNA, 1342 nt
Organism: Ostrinia furnacalis (Asian corn borer)
Lineage: Eukaryota; Metazoa; Arthropoda; Insecta; Lepidoptera; Crambidae
Product: zinc finger protein 611
Exons: 7
Coding region: 233-1153 (306 amino acids)
Biological process (GO): positive regulation of transcription by RNA polymerase II
Cellular component (GO): nucleus
Source: RefSeq, a predicted model, not a curated record